CUCUCUUCCAUGUAUGGAAGGCAUUGCAUGAUCAUCGUCGACCGGAGGGGGUGGGGGACUAUUACAGACUGAAGUAGUGUGGGGGAUCUGACAAGCUCUUCUCAUCGCAGACUGGAGAUAAGGACACCACCCUCUCUAUCAUAAUAAACACAUGCUGUCGGCAUCCUUGAAAAUUAUUCGGCGAAUUGAAACACUUGGGAAACCAAACAAAGGAAAGCUCCAGCAGAAAUAUACCAUCUGAGAUAUGUUUCAAAGUAGCCCCGAUGGCGUCUGAUCAGAUUAGCUAGCUAGCUUUUAUCUUGGUGAAAAAGUCACUGUACAAGUCGCUGUUGACUUUGUUUCACUGUAUCUCUCGCGUCAGUCGCUGCCUGGACCGGGUUUAAAUUUUGUGUACUGGGAAUUCCGGCGAACCAUGGAUACUUACAGGAUAUCCGUCAGCUUGGUUUUACUCCUUUCAUCGCUGAACAGCUUUUCUUCAGAGCAGUUUCCGAAUCAAGUCAUAAUCAAGGAGUGGGUCUUGCAGAUGCAGCAGGACCUGGUAAACCUGGUGGAAACAGCGAGCGGGGUAACAAGCCUCCCUAAGAUCUUCUUAAAUAAUAGGAAGUACUUCAGCGUGGAACCAAACAAUGCAGCCCAGCUUGUGCACAGUGCAUCCAGCAACAUUGAGAAGCUCCUGUUGAAGAGAGCAAAGGCUCUGGAGACUCUGGCAACAGCAGCAGAGGACUUCCAGAUGGGGCACCAGUGGAAAAACGAGUUUGCGGAUGAUGAAAUUGUGUAUUACAACUCAAAAGACAAGCUCAAUGAAACAGAUGGCCGGAAGAACCGGAUCACUCCAGUUUUUAAGGAGGACCCAGCCUUUAGGCGCCAAAUAUCAUACAACCACACAGCCGUCCACAUCCCCACAGACAUCUACGAGGGCUCCACAAUCAUUUUGAACGAGCUGAACUGGACUGAAGCACUAGAAGAUGUCUUUAAGAAGAACCGGGAAGAGGACCCCACACUACUCUGGCAGGUGUUUGGCAGUGCCACCGGACUGGCACGCUACUACCCAGCUUCUCCUUGGAUGGAUUCAACAAAGAUGCCCAGCAAAAUUGAUUUGUACGACGUUCGCCGGCGACCGUGGUAUAUACAAGGUGCUGCUUCACCAAAGGACAUGCUGAUACUUGUGGAUGCGAGUGGCAGUGUCUCUGGCCUGACACUGAAACUGAUCCGCACCUCUGUUAAUGAGAUGUUGGAGACCUUGUCCGAUGAUGACUAUGUGAACGUAGUUUAUUUCAACAUGGAUGUGAACAAUACCGACUGCUUUGAUCAUCUAGUGCAGGCGAACGUCCGCAACAAGAAGAAACUCAAGGAUGCGGUUCAGAAGAUCUCAGCCAAGGGCAUCACAAACUACAAAAGGGGCUUUGAAUUUGCCUUCGAGCAGCUUUUGUUCUCCAAUGUGACCCGUGCCAACUGCAACAAGAUCAUCAUGCUGUUCACUGAUGGGGGGGAGGAGAGAGCACAGGAGAUCUUCGAAAAGUACAACUCGAGAAAGGAGGUGCGCAUAUUUACCUUCUCUGUUGGCCAGCACAACUAUGACAAAGGGCCGAUACAAUGGAUGGCUUGUAACAACAAAGGAUAUUAUUAUGAGAUUCCAUCUAUUGGAGCCAUUAGGAUCAACACACAGGAGUACUUGGAUGUUCUAGGAAGGCCAAUGGUCCUAGCAGACAAGAAGGCCAAGCAGGUCCAAUGGACAAAUGUCUACCUAGAUGCACUGGAACUGGGCCUUGUUAUUACAGGGACGCUGCCAGUUUUCAACAAGACGCUCUCUAAAGAUGAAAAAGACGGAACUCUAAAAAAGAAUCAAUUGACCCUGGGAGUGAUGGGCGUCGAUGUAUCCCUGGAUGACAUUAAAAGGCUAACUCCACGUUUCACUAUCGGCCCCAAUGGAUAUUAUUUUGCAAUCAACCCCAACGGCUAUGUGCUGCUUCAUCCCAACCUGCAACCAAAGAAUCCUAAAUUCCAGGAGCCUGUUACCCUGGAUUUCCUGGAUGCGGAGCUGGAGAACGAAAUCAAAGUGGAGAUCAGAAGAAAUAUGAUUGAUGGAAAGACAGGAAAUAGAACAAUAAACACUCUAGUCAAAUCUCAGGAUGAGAGGUACAUCGACAGAGGCGUCCGGACCUACACUUGGGCUCCUGUCAAUGGCACAGACUACAGCUUGGCGCUGGUAUUGCCUGAGUACAGUUUGCACUAUAUUCAAGCAAGAAUAGGAGAUACGAUAACACAGGCAAAAUCAACAUUAGGGGAAAAUGUUUCUGAGACCAUGCAGCUGGAGAACUUUGACGAGUAUGGAUAUACAUUCAUUGCACCAAGGGAGUACUGCGUAGACCUGAAGGUAUCGGAAAACAACACUGAGUUCCUGAUGGACUUCAACGAGUACAUUGACAGGAAAACUCCCAACAACCCCACGUGUAAUGUUUCUCUUGUCAACAGACUGUUGCUGGAUGCCGGACUGACCACAGACCUGGUCAAGCUCUGGAAGGAGCAGAAUCUAAGUGGAAUUCAAGCCAGGUUCGUCGCCACCGACGGGGGGAUUACACGUGUUUACCCGCAAAGUGCUGGGGUGGAAUGGACAGAGAACCCAGAGACAUAUGAAUCAAGCUUCUACAAGAGGAGUCUGGACAAUGACAUCUACAUCUUCACUGCGCCACCUUUCAACAAAAGCGGGGAGGCUGACAUUGAUUCUGGCAUCUUGGUCAGCAAGGCUGUCGAGCUGAACAUCGAUGGGGUGAAGCUGAAGCCAGCUGUGGUCGGUGUGAAGCUUAACAUCACCGCCUGGAUGCUAAGUUUCAUGAACGCCACAAUGAAGACAAACUGCAAGGAUGAGAUCUGUGGCUGUGUGAGGAAUAGUCAGAAUGUUGACUGUGUUAUCCUCGACGAUGGUGGGUUUCUAUUGAUGUCGAAUAAAGAUGCCUAUAUCACUCAGAUUGGGCAGUUCUUCGGCGAGAUCGACCCCAACCUGAUGAAGAGCCUGGUGAACGCGUCGGUCUACUCGUACAACAAGACGUACGACUACCAGUCGGUGUGCGACCCGCAGCGGGAGAUCAAAGCGGCGGCCGGGCUUCGCUCCGUCUAUGUCCCUACAAUAGCAGAAAUACUGAAUAUUGGAUGGUGGGCUUCAGCUGCAAUGUGGUCGAUAUUGCAGCAGCUAUUUCUUAGUUUAACAUUUCCUCAGGUCCUCGAAGCAGCGGACAUGGAGGAUGACCUUACAGAUGCUCUCUCCAAGGAGAGCUGCAUCACGGAACAGACCCAGUACUUCUUUGAAAGUAAUGAGAAGUCCAUUAAAGGAAUACUGGACUGUGUAAACUGCUCCAGAAUGUACCACGGAGAAAAAAUCAUGAAUACAAACCUGCUGUUCCUCAUUGUCGAUGCCAAGGACACCUGUACGCCAUGUGACAGCAAAAAAUUGGUCCAAGCAGAGCAACCAUCCUCUGGUCCAGACCCCUGCGAAUUAGCACAGAAUCCAAGGUACAGGAAAGGACCGGACGUCUGUUUUGACAACGAUGAACGUGAGGAUGAUAGUGACUGUGGUGGGGGGUCCAGUUUGAGCCCGUCUCUCUGGUCCACGAUGGCCGUCCAGCUGGUUCUCCUCUGGGUCCUGGCCGGGCCGAGACACUACCCGUCAUGACCUAAGAGCCCAUGGAUUGUCCACCGCUGUCCUCCCAUACAUUUCAGGAUCCUGCCAGAUUUUCUUUCUGAGAUUCUACAUUGACCGGAGGGGGAUGGAGGCUGCGUAACCACCCAGGAAGUGAGACUAUGGUAUGUGGAUAGUAUGUAUUCCCAAGUCUUGCUCUGUGGGCCAAGGGGACGUCUGUUAAGGAUAAACAUGGAGCGAUCUCAAGCCUACACGUGUCCUGCAGAGGCAACGGAGAGGACUGCCUUAUCCCAGAAAGGGAGAAUGGAGAUUAAACUACUUCAUUUUUGUUGUAGGUUUUUUGGUGUGCUGCAGUAUGUAAAGAAAUAAAACCACAAAAGUAAUCAAAUUGAAUUACACUGCCAGAUAUUUCAAACAGAAAUUCUGCCUCUAGCCAUUGUAUCGUGGUGUUUGUAUUUAUUUGUUAGUUCUUGUUUUUACUUGAUUGUUUAUGUUGAAAGGUUUGGGAUGGCUAGUGACUGAUUUCUGUGCAGAAGUGACUCAGAAUUCUCCUGCAAGCAAAGCAGAAAAAUACAAGUAAAAAAAAAACAAUACAAGUUUUUUUUUUUAACUUUUCGAAAUGAGGCCUCAUUCUCUUCCACCUCAUGCCAGGGUGCUGAUGGUUUGCUCCCAGGCAUAUCACAACAUCUCUUUACAAUCCAUUUAUAAGGAAGCAAUUAGAUAUCCCAUUUGAAAUACAUUUUUAAUUGAACCGUUAAGAUGCACAUCUUUUAUGGGGGUCAUCACUGCCACCAUCUUUGUGUUUCCUGAGGUAGUUAAAUAUGCAGUUUUUGUUUGCAGACUGUUUAUCUCCUUAUUUUAUAGAUUUUUUAACCCUGAAAAUACAGGGAAUUGCUGCCAGUCUCUACUUCACUCUGCACGUGAACAAGGCCUUGUGGUCUUGUGAUACCAUGCCAAAGGGCACGCUUUCACCUCAAAAUCGCUGUGCAUUGUGCUAGCUUCAUUGGCUUUCUUUAUUGUGCGAUGGAAUAUUGACAGCUAGCCAAAUCUUUUCAUUUGUAUUUAUUUAUUUAUUUGAAUUCUUAAAGCCAUUGGAAAAAAAAAUGUUUUCAGUGCAAUCUUUUAGAUUUUCAUCUAUAUAUUUUUACUUUGGAGCCCGUUUUCUUGGCCUUUUUUGCAUGUUUUUGCUGUUUAAUUUAGGUUUCUUUCUAUGGUUUUGAUAUUAAGUGUUUAUGCAAAAAAAGAGGUUACUUAGUCAAAGAGACAGGGAAUUUUGAUAUGUGUGCAAACUACUGUAAUACUUGUUUAAACAAAAUGGCACAAAUACCUGUGAAUGUUUGAAAUCAUGGAACUUUAGGGAAAAUGGUUUCAUGUCAGAAUUAUUCAAUAUGGCACAAACUCAGAAUUUUUCAGAACCUUUCCACACAAUAUAACUGGGUUUAGUUAACUCAAGUUUGGUAUAAAAACAUGAAGAUAUUUCUCAGGCGGGUUACUUUUUCACUCGUCUGCUUUCCUAUUCUCAUUUUAGAUUCCUGUUCAGAUUUCCGUCCGAUCGGUCAGAUAAGCAUGCUUUCUUAAAGCAUCUUAGUGGAUGAGGCAGGCUGUCUCAAGGUAUGCUAUGGAAUAAAGCUGGGGGGUGGAAAAAGGACUUCUCUGUGGUGUGCAAACUGUGUAAUCCUGGCAGUAAUAAAUAGUGGGAAGUGCUGCAGGGACAAUGUAUUUGUGAAUAUGAAUAAACCCAAUAUUGCAAAGAAAGUAUAGACUACAAUCAACUGUAAGUCUGAUUAUGAUAUGCAGUUUAAAUAACUACGCAAUUUAUUUUUGUAAAAAUAAGCAAGAUUUACCACAUGAUUAGAGGACUUCACUGAAUGAAAGAAAUUGCAAUAUUGUAUUUAUAUAUUUGAGCAGGGAAGUAUUCUUGAUCUAGCGAUAUUUGGAACUUUGGUUUAAAAAAAUGUUUUUAAAAAAAAAGUUUUCAGCUGCAAAUGUUUUUAUUAUUAUUAUUAUUAUUAUUAUUAUUAUUAUUAUUAUUAUUAUUCAGAUUGUCCAUUGCUUUAACAUUAGACAACAUGGGGUGGUUUGUAAUUUACUUUCUAAUGAUCCUCCUGCAUUGAAGUUAUGUACCUGGAUGUGAAAAUCACUUUUGCUGCACUGUACACAAGAGAAGGCUGGAGCCUGAUUGUUUAUUCCUGCAGUCACACUGAGGUAUUUGUGUAAAUAUGUGACUUACACCUGGAUUCAGUGGUUGCAUAACUGCUCAUUCCAGAAAAUAUGAAGUCAGUCAUUAUAUUCUCUCCAUAUAAUGAUUCAAGACAUAAAGACAAUAAUGUGGUUGUGUAAGCAAUGGAUUAUGGGUUGAGUUUGUAACAGACAAUAAAAAUUAUAUUUGCCCGAAAUCGGGCAUAUCAGAAGAUUUGUAUCUUACAUCCUUAGGAUAUGGACACAGGAACCUUUAACACUUGCCCAAGACAUGCUAUUUAGAUCUCCUCAAAAUCGCAUAAUUAUGUGAAGUGGUUUUGGCCAUUAGAAUGCUCAUAAAUUUUUAUUCCCCUUCAUUGGAGUUGCAUUACGGUAGGUACACAUAUGAUCCAUCAUCACAUAGAGUUACUCUAUGUGAUUUUGCAUUAUUAGAAUAAUAGACAGUGGUGGAAUAUAGUGGCCCUAUUUGUACACUAUUUGGUCAUUAUUUACCAAAAAAUAAAUAAGGGCUACAAUCGUACAGAUACAGUGCUUGCUUCUGCUUGGGAAAUUUAAACCACCAAAGUUAAAUCUCCAUUUCAAAGAUAUGGAUAUGAUAUAUACAGUUGGUAAACGUUUUCGUAAACAGUUGGUAAAGUUUUUGUCUUCACUGCACUUGUUGGAAAAAUUCAUGUAACCGAGACCAAUUGCAUUUCAUAUUCAAAAAGUGACAUUAAGUGCCAUAGGCCUUUUUCAUCUGUUAUCUUCAAAAAUGUGUUUGGAGGGGUGAAUCCAACACAGUGUAAAAGGCCAGUUUUGUUGACGUUGUUCCCUAAAUGCAUGAUAUGACAUCAGUGACAGACAAUAAUCCUUCUUAGGUAUUCAAUUUACAUAAGUAUAAUACAGUGAAUAUUAUAUGAAGCCUUUGUUCUUAAUAUGGAUCAGCGCUACUGCCGUUUUCCUGAAAGAGACAGCAUUUGUUUUUUAACACAUUACAAUGACCAUCUUGAGAGGUGACCAUCACCAGAGGUAAAUAAAUGGAACCUUGGCUUUUAAAUGUCAAACCAUAGAAAAUCUUGAAAAGGAAGCCCAAGAUAAACCCAGUUAGUUUCACUAGCAGUUUACUUGAAUAAAAUUUUGUUUGAAAGAGUCAAAUGCACAGUAAACAAGUAAGGGGGGGCUGAUAUUGUGCCGUUAUCAACGAUGACUUCCACACAUUUUGUUUUUCGAGUUUUGCCGUCGUUCUCAGUGCUAAAAUCAGAUGCUGUCGCUUCAGGAUCCAAUACUGCGAUGUGAUUGGACGUGUGUUUAAUGCUGUCAGUGCUCUUUGUGCAGGUCGUCUGGGUCGUGCUUUUUUCUGGACUGUUCUAUGGAGACUGCUUGAUGUGUGUUUAUAUGGAGGGGCUCGGUGCCUGCUGCCCCUGUGCCAGCAACCAGCGGGUCACUCUGUCAAUAUCCCUUGAUUGUGCUUUAAAUACAUUACACUUUUGUGGAGCUUGACUAGCCUGACUCAAUUUUGUAUAAAUUUGUACCAUAAUGUUAUUAAACAAAAAAAACAAAGAAUAAUGUUUAUAAUCCUAGAAAUGUUGUAAUUCUUGUGCAAAUACAGUAUAUUCAGAAUAAAAGCCUAUCAUUAUUA
Anguilla anguilla (European eel) is the source of this 7451-nucleotide messenger RNA. RefSeq names its product voltage-dependent calcium channel subunit alpha-2/delta-1-like. The record is from RefSeq and is a predicted model, not a curated record. Lineage: Eukaryota; Metazoa; Chordata; Actinopteri; Anguilliformes; Anguillidae. Gene Ontology annotation, molecular function: voltage-gated calcium channel activity. Bases 413 to 3667 code for a protein of 1084 amino acids. The transcript has 40 exons. Gene Ontology annotation, cellular component: L-type voltage-gated calcium channel complex.